Brugia malayi is the source of this 324-nucleotide messenger RNA. Its product is annotated as CG2 omega repeat, putative. Lineage: Eukaryota; Metazoa; Nematoda; Chromadorea; Rhabditida; Onchocercidae. The transcript is spliced from 2 exons. Bases 1 to 324 code for a protein of 107 amino acids. The record is from RefSeq and is a predicted model, not a curated record.
AUGAAAACGGCGCGAUUUCCAUCCAACACAUUUUUUUUGCAUUAUCAACAUACUCACAUUAGUCAUAAUUUCGAGGGAUUCGUUACGGAAUUUUCAAGAAGCAUAAACAUUACUGGAGACGAUAAUACUGGUGGUGAUGACCGUAACAUGAACAUUAGUGGUAGUGAUGGUGGUGAUGACAUGAGCAACAUUAUUGACGAUAUUAAUGGUGAUGAUGGUAACACUGUUAUUGGCGACGGAAAUAAUAGUGAUGACAGCAGCACGGACAUCAGUGGCUGCAAUAAUAUUUGCGAAGAACAUCCACCGAAGAGUAAAGUCUACUGA